CGCGCCAUGGCGCCCGCGCGCUCGAACGCGCGCGACGUCGAGUCGCAGGAAUCGUGCGCGGCGACGCACUGCGCCGGGAACGGGCACCCCGCGGUCGCGGCGCUCGUCGCGCCGUUCGUCCUCGCGUGGAACGCGAUCGAUGCGUAUCUGACGCCGUGCCUCGGCGCGUACGCGCGGCUGGGCGCGCGCGGCGCGAUGGGAUCGCUGUGCUGUUGCCUGCUGGAAUGCUUUCGGUACGAGGAUAAGGUCUGGGCGGGCGACGCGGCGCUCGGGGUGGAUUGCGAAUUUCGCGGGUGCGAUUGGGCGCGCGUCGACGACCUGAGCGCGGGGAGCGAGGACAAGCCGAUGGUGCUGUAUCAGGGAAUCAUCGAACCUCGGGACUGCGUGCAGGGCCAGCUCGGGGAUUGUUGGUUGGUGAGCGCGCUGGCGUGCCUGGCGGAACACCCGGGAGCGAUCAAACGGUUGAUAUUGAACGGGGAAAAGUCGCUUCGCGGCAAGUAUCGCGUGCGGUUUUACGACGGCAAGGAGAAGAGGUGGGUCACCGUGACGGUGGACGAUCUCAUUCCUUGUUACAAGGGGACGAAGAAUCCGAUAUUUAUGCAACCGCACAACAACGAGUUUUGGCCUUUGAUCGUGGAGAAGGCGAUGGCUAAGUUUAUGGGGAGCUACGCCGCGCUGGACGGCGGGUUCGGCACGUGGGCCACGCACGCGCUCACGGGCGAUAACGUCUUCUUGCUCAAGAAGCGCAUGGACGUCGAACGCACGUGGCGGCGACACAACAUGAAGUUUAUCGGUAAGCCCGGUGACGGCGGUAAGAAGGAUCGCAUCUAUCACGAAGAAGUCGAGGAAAACAUCGUGCGCGAUAAAUUGUUCAACAUCCUGACCCAGUACGACAGCAUCAAGUCCCUGAUCGCCGUGUCGAGGAUGACUAAAAAUGGCGAGAGCAAAGACGAAACCACCGGCUUGGUGUCCGGUCACUUGUUCUCCGUCAUCUCCGUGCGUUGGGCUGGACGCUCUUGGGGCGUCGGUGGAAAGCGUUUCAUCAAGCUUCGCAAUCCGUGGUCGACGUUUGAAUGGAAGGGCGCUUGGGCUGAUGGAUCGAAAGAAUGGGACAAACACCCGGCCAUCGCGAAGGAGCUCGCGUACGUGAACGAUCAUCACGACGGCGUGUUUUGGAUGGAGUUUGACGAUUUUUGCGAGUACUUCAACCAAAUCGCGGUGUGUGACCGAACGACAAAGCGCGACUUUUCGCUCCGGUACGAUCACGACAAUAAAUAUUGUGGUCCAUUGAUGGGCUGCGUGAGCGGUUGUGCGUGCUUCUGGUGCGGAUGCCAAGGUCCGUACAAACUUUAUUGCGGACACCAAUCGACGACCGAAACGCGUCAGGCGACCAAGUGCUGCGGCACGAUGAAAGUCGCGAACGACGCGUGAAUAAAUUAACGACUACUUUACGCGAGUCGGCUUGUAAUGAAUUUGAGAGCUCUGUCUC
Ostreococcus lucimarinus CCE9901 is the source of this 1489-nucleotide messenger RNA. RefSeq lists its product with no specific name. Gene Ontology annotation, biological process: proteolysis. NCBI's taxonomy places the organism in Eukaryota, Viridiplantae, Chlorophyta, Mamiellophyceae, Mamiellales, Bathycoccaceae. Gene Ontology annotation, molecular function: calcium-dependent cysteine-type endopeptidase activity. The coding region runs from base 7 to 1431 and encodes 474 amino acids. The record is from RefSeq and is a predicted model, not a curated record. The transcript has a single exon. Gene Ontology annotation, cellular component: cytoplasm.